Cololabis saira (Pacific saury) is the source of this 1952-nucleotide messenger RNA. RefSeq names its product adaptor related protein complex 2 subunit sigma 1 (gene ap2s1). The record is from RefSeq and is a predicted model, not a curated record. Gene Ontology annotation, biological process: intracellular protein transport; clathrin-dependent endocytosis. Bases 157 to 585 code for a protein of 142 amino acids. Gene Ontology annotation, molecular function: clathrin-cargo adaptor activity. Gene Ontology annotation, cellular component: intracellular membrane-bounded organelle; membrane coat; AP-2 adaptor complex. The transcript is spliced from 5 exons. Lineage: Eukaryota; Metazoa; Chordata; Actinopteri; Beloniformes; Belonidae.
AACGUAACUCGGCUUAGUUUUCCACUUCCUGUUAGCAUUGGACAGAUAGCGGACGAGCAGUCGAUAAAAUACCGAUAUAUUAAUGUAAAACUAGUCCAUAAUAGCUCAGGAACGUGACAUUCUGGAGUCCAGGGGGACGGCAUUUAGGAAACAAAAAUGAUCCGCUUUAUCCUCAUCCAGAACCGAGCAGGGAAGACACGGCUGGCCAAAUGGUACAUGCAGUUUGAUGAUGAUGAAAAACAGAAGUUGAUUGAGGAAGUCCAUGCUGUGGUUACUGUCAGGGAUGCCAAGCACACCAACUUUGUGGAGUUCAGGAACUUCAAGAUCAUUUACCGGCGUUAUGCUGGUCUGUACUUCUGCAUUUGUGUGGACGUGACCGACAAUAACCUGGCAUACCUCGAAGGAAUCCACAACUUUGUAGAGGUCCUGAAUGAAUAUUUUCACAAUGUGUGUGAAUUGGACCUUGUAUUCAACUUUUACAAGGUUUACACAGUGGUGGACGAGAUGUUCUUGGCAGGAGAGAUCCGGGAGACCAGUCAAACCAAGGUCCUCAAGCAGCUCCUCAUGCUCCAGUCACUUGAGUAGACGAGCAUCUGUCCUUCCUGUUCCUGCCCACUUAUCUGCUGCCCUGGCAUCCAAACUGACCUUCCUCUUGUUUCUGUCACUCUUGAAAGGAGUCUCGUCACUUUCCUGUCUCUACAGGGCCAACACUUCAGGUUAUUUAGAAAGGAAAUGCACAGUAUUGUUAACAUAUGGAUAUUUAGGUUCAACUAUCCUGUUUGCCCUAGCAGUCAAUAUGUUGUAACAAUCUCUACCUGUUGGACAGAUAUGUAUGUCCUACGGCCCAUGCAGGAAAGUUCAACAUUGAAUCAUUUCAAAUUGUCCCUAGGUUACAGUCAACUUUCUACUGUUUGUUUUUCCACAUAGCCAGAGGCUGCAGAAAUGAGUGAUUUCAUGCAGUAAUCAGUUUGUCAUGGCAUAAAUCCCUAUGCGGUGUGGAAAUCAGAGUGGCACUGCUCUCUCCUGCCCUCUUCUGUGUCUCAUUUACUAAACAUUUAUUUAAUGGCACUACUGUUACUAACAAGCACCAUAAAGGCAGACCACCUAUAACAGCCCUUGAGCUUUAAGAACUUAAAACAGCCUUGAAGCCAUUUAUACAAGGCUUUGUUAGGGUUGUGGUAUUCAUUAAGACUUCUGUGCUUUAUCUGGAUCACAGUCUAAGCAAACUAGGAACAAAAAGCAUUUCAGAGCUGUUGACUCAGUGCAGGAAGUUCAUUACUGAAUGGAGUGUACUCCGAUUGAGGGCCUUUUUGACAGUGUUAUGGCAACCUGCUCUGUGUCAAGCGUCCUCAUGUAUGAUGAUGAUGAUGGAGGUUAAGUUUGAUCAGGUGGUCGUGCUUUCAAGGAUUUGAUGACAACAAAUGGUGCUUGUUGGUCACUCCUAAAACACUUAAAAAAAAAAAGAAAAGAAAAAAAAAAGCCUGGGCAUAGAAAUAUAUUUUACCUAAAAGCAGUACUGUGAAGCUUGCUUUGUAUGGUGUGUGUACAUACAGUGUAAUCUGUGUUGAAUAUCGUGAAAUUAACACAGUCAUCAGUGAACGAGUGGUUCUUAGUCACAUUUACAUGUUUAAGAUCCAUACAUUCCUUUGGCGUCACCUAAAAUAAAUAGCAUUUUAAAUUCCCAUGUGACGCCAGACAGUCUUUUUAUUCAUGUUUCUUUGCUGGAAUUAAAUGUUUAUGAAAUUAUCAAACUCUAUUUCAUCCAUAUUCAGUCAGUCAGAUGGCUUCGUAUGAUCAGUUUUUGUAUUAUUUUUUUUUAAUUGUACACAAUAGUAAAAUAUGUACUGCUUCCCCUUUUGUCUACACGUGAGUUUCUUGCUGGAGGAUUUGUUCUCACGAUCUACAUCAGUAUGUCCCAUUUUGUGUAAAUAAACAUUAAGUCACCCACCUUU